AUGAGCAACGACCAGACUCGUCGUACCAGCUUCGGGAUGUUGCUUCGACGCAGUAAGAGCGGUGAUCUGGGCAAGGGCGGCCGUAAGGCGCAGGCCCUUAGAGAGGCCGAGCUCGAACGCCAGCGCCAGGCCGCUUCUCGUGUUGCUCCCAAGCUGCCCGAGUUCGCCAACCAUAGCGAACAGCUCUCCAAGUCUUUUGGCCCCGAAUUGCGACCCGAGUCGCCAGCCAGCGCCCCCCGUUCCGACUACUCUGCCAUCCGACCCUCCGCCGAGUACUCGCGCGGCUACGGUGCUGCCAUUACCUCUCCUGUCGCCGUCCCUGUUCCUCCGCUGCCGAAUGGCGGCUACGAUCCCUAUGCCAGAACCGAGAGCAUGACCAACCGUGGUCGGUACAGCUAUGCUAGUAGUGCUAUUAGCACCGUCAACAGCCCUCGUCGCGUUCGCAGAAGAAAGGAUCCUACUCCAUUGAACAUUCUCAUCAUUGGCACACGUAACUCUGGCAAGACUUCCUUUCUCGAGUUUCUCAAAACCGCACUCGCUCUCCCACCCAAAAAGCGAGCCAAGAAGGGUGAUGAUGAGGUCCCUGAAAACCGCAACACUCCCUCUGGAAACUUCAUUCCCCACUACCUCGAGACCGAGAUUGAUGGCGAGCGUGUUGGCUUGACCCUCUGGGAUUCGGAGGGCCUGGAGAAGAAUGUGGUUGACCUUCAACUUAGGGAGAUGUCAGCCUUCCUUGAGAGCAAGUUCGAAGAGACCUUUGCCGAGGAGAUGAAGGUCGUGCGCUCCCCAGGCGUACAAGAUACCCACAUCCACGCGACCUUCCUCGUCCUCGAUCCCUCUCGUCUUGACCGUAAUAUUGCGUCUGCGAGAAACCCAGCCAUCAACGGCCAGCAGAAUGGCCACGCCUCGAGCAUUCGCGUUCUUGGCAGCCUUGACGAGGAUCUUGACCUUCAGGUUCUUCGCACCCUCCAGGGCAAGACAACUGUCAUCCCGGUCAUUGCCAAGGCAGAUACCAUAACCACGAAGCACAUGAAUGUGCUCAAGAGGAGUGUGUGGGAUAGCAUCAAGAAGUCUGGCCUGGACCCUAUGGAGGCUCUUGGCAUUGACGAUGAAGACGACGGCAGCAUCUCGUCUGACCGGAUUGCCGAAGAAGAGGAUGAAGACGACGAGGACGAGAUUGCUGGGCGCCGAGAAGGUGCUCAAACACCCGAGGGCGAUGAUCUGCCGAUCCAAGGCUCGCGAGAUAGCCCGGCCGCCUCCCCUAGCUCUAAACGGCUGUCAACGAGCUCUAUCCGACGACACCGAGCACAGGAGGAGGCUAAAGAGAAGGAUGAUGAGAUUCCCUUCUUGCCGCUUUCCAUCAUCAGCCCUGACCUGUAUGAACCAGGUGUUGUUGGCCGACAGUUCCCCUGGGGAUUUGCUGACCCCUACAACGAGGAACACUGUGACUUCCAGCGCCUCAAGGAAGCUGUCUUCAGUGAAUGGCGCUCUGAGUUGCGUGAGGCCAGCCGAGAACAGUGGUAUGAAGGAUGGAGGACGAACCGACUCAAGCAGAGGGAAGUUCCCUACCGCCACCGAUAG
Messenger RNA from Fusarium keratoplasticum, 1581 nucleotides. Its product is annotated as Septin-type G domain-containing protein. Gene Ontology annotation, molecular function: GTP binding; GTPase activity; molecular adaptor activity. The transcript is spliced from 2 exons. The record is from RefSeq and is a predicted model, not a curated record. Gene Ontology annotation, cellular component: microtubule cytoskeleton; cell division site; cytosol. The coding region runs from base 1 to 1581 and encodes 526 amino acids. Lineage: Eukaryota; Fungi; Ascomycota; Sordariomycetes; Hypocreales; Nectriaceae. Gene Ontology annotation, biological process: cytoskeleton-dependent cytokinesis.